AUGACUAAUACGAAUAUAACUACAAUUAUUACCAUGCCGGGAAUAUCUACGACACUGGCUGUGUCAUCACUAAUCACAACCGACCCAGUCUCAACAAAGUCAUCAUCAACACAUAACACACAAGUAAAUACUGAAAUUUCUGGACAAAGUCAGCAAGAACGUGUGGAGGAGCGUUUGGCACGAAAUGGUAGAAAUUUGGCUGAGUAUAUUAGACGUUCAACAAUAAUCACAGAAAAUGGAAAUAAUGAAUUUAACAUCAAAUAA
Molecule: messenger RNA, 264 nt
Organism: Thelazia callipaeda (thelaziosis nematode)
Lineage: Eukaryota; Metazoa; Nematoda; Chromadorea; Rhabditida; Thelaziidae
Source: the annotation of a GenBank genome assembly